GCCUGAAUGCAUAAAACAUGAACGGGCCAAAACGGACAUGGCAGCAGGUCAAAAUCAAAUACAAGAACAUUCUGCAGAAUGCAGUGAAAAAGAAUACCCACAGACAAGGCACGGGUGGUGGGUCACCAAAGGCUGACCUUACCCCAGCAGGGGACAUGGCCUUGGAGCUAAAUAAAGGCAGGCCCGUCUUAGAGGGGAUCCCUGGGGGGAAAGAGACGAGCAUAGGUUCCUCCCAAGAUGCCACCCGCUUCAUUCAAGUGUCUGGCAGCACUGUGUUCCUGUUGGAGCCACCAGCACAAGCACCAGACGAUGCUGAUCCAGGUGAAAGUCCCAGUGCAGCAGCAACAGCACAUGAUGGAGACGAUGAUGAGGAGGAGACCAUCUCUCUGGAUUCCAGAAGGCAUGAGGACCCAGAUGCUAUACAGUGGGAAAACCAGCCUGGCAACAUAAGCUCACAAGCUAUCAGAAAGUUGUAUGGCAACCACCUCCGGCGCCAAAUAGAACUGGCAGACAUAGACAUUCAGUACAAGAAGAAAAAGCUAGAAAAUCUUGCACUGGAGUCCGAAAUAAAACCGAGGACAAUUAGGAAACUGGACCUUGAAAUAAAAAAACUUGAGAGGGAGCUCCAAGAAGAUGACACAGCUCAAAAUAAAAAUUAGCAAUCAGUACAACCAAGUCAUCGUUAUAAGGCACCAGCCUCUUUUGCCCACCCCCC
Messenger RNA from Carassius auratus (goldfish), 715 nucleotides. RefSeq lists its product as uncharacterized. Lineage: Eukaryota; Metazoa; Chordata; Actinopteri; Cypriniformes; Cyprinidae. The transcript has 9 exons. The record is from RefSeq and is a predicted model, not a curated record. Bases 18 to 659 code for a protein of 213 amino acids.